AUGAGGAGGAGCCAAGGCCUUACUGGGUCCAACCUCAGCACCGACCUGCGGGUGGUGCUGGUGGGUCAGGAGAGAGUCGGCAAGAGUUCAACCGGAAACACCAUCCUGGGCAGUAAAGUGUUUGAGAACCGCUUCACCACCAGACCUCUGACGAUCCACAGUGAGAAGAGCGAGGCCAAUAUCAUGGGUCGCCGAGUGACGGUGGUGGACACCCCAGGUCUCUUUAGCUCUCAGCUGUCUAAACACGACUUGAAGACGGAGCUGGAGAAAGCGCUGACGCUCAGUAGCCCUGGUCCUCACGCCUUCCUCCUCACCAUCCAGCUGGGGAGGUUCACUGAGCAGGAGCAGCAGGGGCUGCAGAGGCUGCAGAAGAUACUGGGUCCUGGUGUCUCCAAACACAUUGUGCUGCUGUUCACCUACGGGGACCGGCUGGAAGACAUGGACAUCUCGGAGUUUGUAAGAGAGGACCAGAACCUGUGUAAGCUGCUCGACAAGUGCAGUGGCCAGUACCAAGUGUUCAACAACAGGGAGGUGGACAACAGGGAUCAGGUCACAGAGCUGCUGAAGAAAGUAGAGGAGGUCUCCCAGAGGGGACCCAUCGCCAGACCUCAGUCUUAA
Messenger RNA from Solea senegalensis (Senegalese sole), 618 nucleotides. Its product is annotated as GTPase IMAP family member 6-like. Lineage: Eukaryota; Metazoa; Chordata; Actinopteri; Pleuronectiformes; Soleidae. Bases 1 to 618 code for a protein of 205 amino acids. Gene Ontology annotation, molecular function: GTP binding. The transcript has 3 exons. The record is from RefSeq and is a predicted model, not a curated record.